This is a messenger RNA of Fusarium vanettenii 77-13-4, 1993 nucleotides long. RefSeq lists its product as uncharacterized. The transcript is spliced from 2 exons. The coding region runs from base 628 to 1695 and encodes 355 amino acids. The record is from RefSeq and is a predicted model, not a curated record. Lineage: Eukaryota; Fungi; Ascomycota; Sordariomycetes; Hypocreales; Nectriaceae. Gene Ontology annotation, cellular component: mitochondrion.
ACCUUCCCGCCCAGUCUUGUCUUGUCUCCUCAAAUUCAGCCUAUUCUCUCUCUCCUCUCCCCUUGUCUUUUUGUCUGUGCGACACUCAAAAGGUCUCGUCAUCACCUCAAACAAACACAAACAGAAAGUGCGGGGUGAUUAUACACCUGUACAGUACAUUCCUGGCACGGUAACCCGAGCGCCGUUCCGUCCCUCCAACUCCUAACCAUCCAUCCAAUCUGUCCCCCGGCUUUUUCUAAAAACCCUUUUUUGCAAGGGCAAGCUUGAAAAAUACUGUGCCUUCCCGCUCCUGCUGUGCCCUCCAGAAACUCUUGGGUUGCCACCAAUUGUUACCCUGACGCCGACAAACCAGCUGCUGCCGCUACCUUGUCUUCUGCUUCUGCUUCUGCCUCCCGCCAUCUUGAAACUCCAUCUUCGGUCCAUUUUCCUCCUUUGAGCAUCUUCCCCCGUCUUCUCGUUCGAUUUUUAAGAUCUUCCAAAACCAACGUCUGCCUUUUUGACGUUGACACCAUUUGAGAGAUCGUCAUUCUUCUUCCUCCAACUGCGCCCGUGUCAUCUUUGCCAGACACGCGUUGCGCCUCCAUCAUUCAUACUUUACCCGUACAUUCCAAACUCUCAACAUCCAAGAUGCUGAGUCGCCAAUUCGCACGCGCCGCCGCCGUCACCCCGCGUGCUGGCCUGCGAGCUCUCAGCUCUACUGCCGCUCGUCUGGAUGCCCACACGCCUUCCAUGGGAGACGUCAACCCCUCGCGCGCCGCCGUCGACACGUUCAACCAGAAGCAGAAGGCAUUCCGCGAGCACCUGGUCGAGGCACAGAAGGAGCGAGAAGCCAGUGAGUUGUCUGCCCACCAGCAAUCUGCUAACGUUCCGUUCGCCAAGCCGGACGAGGGCUUACAGAAGGACGACGCAGGACGAACCGCAGAGGUCAAGGAGCCAGAGCCCUCCCGCAAGGCUGGGCCUCUGACGAACCUCAUCUACGGCACAAAGGAGGGUCGUGAGCUUGACGCUCAGCUCGAGGCGAGCUUCAGUCAAGUUCUGGCCCGUGGCAAGUAUGUCCACUCGAUCGUCUUUCACGAGGUCAAGCCCGAAAAGGUGGACGAGUAUGUCGACCUCGUGGGACACUGGUACCCCAAGAUGGCCAACGCUCCAGAGAACAAGGUGCAUCUCGUUGGUAGCUGGAGGACAGAAGUCGGCGACUGCGACACGUUUGUUCACAUCUGGGAAUAUCAAAAGUACGAGGGCUACCACCAGUCCCGACACUCCAUCACACACCACCCCGAAUUCGCCGAGUUCGAUCGCAAGCUCAAAGGCAUGAUCAACUCCAAGAACAUCUCGCUGAUGCAGGAGUUUUCCUUCUGGCCGACCACCCCUCCACGACAGCUCGGUGGCGUCUUUGAGCUGCGGUCUUACACACUGCAUCCCGGCAACCUGCUCGAGUGGGAGACGCACUGGCGACGAGGCCUCAAGGCCCGACGCGAGGUCAUGGAGGGCGUGGGUGCUUGGUUCGUCCAGGUUGGCGAUCUCAACACUGUCCACCACCUGUGGCAGUUUGCCAAUCUCGAGGAGCGCCGUGCCCGCCGUGAGCAGAGCUGGCAGGUUGAGGGCUGGAGCGACACUGUCCACAAGACGGUUCCUCUGAUCCAGAGCAUGAAGUCGCGGGUUCUCAUUCCCAUGCCUUGGUCUCCCGUGGCCUAGACGCCCUGUUUGCGGCUGCUGGCAGGCUCCUGAUGGAGUGUCUCAGCCAAUGGAGCUUCGUCAUGUCGAAUCGGACCCGGGCGACUCGACAAUGUCUUUUUGCACGAGAUUAGAGGUCAUAUCGUUCAUGUUCUAUGCAUAAUUCCUUUGUACUGUGUCAUUAUUGUGUGUUUCUACGGACUUAGCGGAGGAGCGACGGAACCGGACCAUGAAUUGCAUCCAUGUACAGGUGUCAUCUACAGUUCUACAGAUUCAGUCAGAUCAAGUCAGAUCAGAUCAAAUGGAACUUGAAAUCCAG